Molecule: messenger RNA, 858 nt
Organism: Epinephelus moara (kelp grouper)
Lineage: Eukaryota; Metazoa; Chordata; Actinopteri; Perciformes; Serranidae
Product: gap junction delta-3 protein-like
Exons: 1
Coding region: 1-858 (285 amino acids)
Biological process (GO): cell communication
Cellular component (GO): connexin complex
Source: RefSeq, a predicted model, not a curated record
AUGGGUGAAUGGGGCUUCCUCGGCGGGCUCUUUGAUAGCCUCCAGGCCCACUCGCCGAUGCUUGGCCGUUUCUGGCUCUUACUCAUGCUUGUCUUUAGGAUACUGAUCCUGGGAACUGUAGCCAGCGACCUGUUUGAGGAUGAGCAAGAGGAGUUCGCCUGCAACACCCUCCAGCCGGGCUGCAAACAGGUGUGCUACGACAUGGCCUUCCCUAUCUCCCAGUACAGGUUCUGGGUGUUCCACAUCGUCCUGAUCGCCACACCUUCCCUGGUUUUCCUCAUGUAUGUCAUGCAUCACCACAACAAGAGGACCAGCAACUCCAAAUCCAGCCAGGUUAGUGCCCAGGACUACAGAGAAGAUCUCCGGUUAAGGAGGCUUUACGUUGUCAACGUGGCUUUUCGCAUUGUGGCGGAGAUUGGCUUUCUAGUGGGCCAGUGGCUGCUGUAUGGCUUCAAGGUGGAGGCCCAGUUCGUCUGCAGUCGCUUUCCUUGCCCCCACACAGUGGACUGCUUCACCUCCCGCCCUGCAGAAAAAACAGUCUUCCUCUGCUUCUACUUCAUCGUAGGGGUGAUAUCAGCUAUUUCCAGCAUCGCAGAGUUUUUCUACAGCUCCGCAAAGUGGUUCUGCUCAAGCCAGAAGCCCUUCAUCCCGGAACGCUCCUGCGUCUGUCAGAACCUCCACAACAGCAAGAAAGAGGAGGUGGAAGCAGAGGAGAAACCACAAGGAAGGAAGGUGUCAGAGAGCACCAUGAGGCUGAAGGGAGGAUCACUGAGGAGCAGCGCAAGCAGGAAGGGCUACAGCAUCGGCCACAAACACAGGGGCAGCAAAUAUGUGAGCAGCAGGACAUUCAUGGUGUGA